UUAGAAAAAUAGUUAAGAACAAAGAAUUUGUUGUAAUUAGUUAUAAUAUCACUACACUUUGUUUACCUGAUGCUGAAUUAAAAAUAAUUUUAUCAGCAGAUAUAGAGACUUGUAUAGCUUGA
This is a messenger RNA of Cetraspora pellucida, 122 nucleotides long. The record is from the annotation of a GenBank genome assembly. NCBI's taxonomy places the organism in Eukaryota, Fungi, Glomeromycota, Glomeromycetes, Diversisporales, Gigasporaceae.